Messenger RNA from Vigna angularis (adzuki bean), 1409 nucleotides. RefSeq lists its product as uncharacterized. Gene Ontology annotation, molecular function: transcription coregulator activity. The record is from RefSeq and is a predicted model, not a curated record. The transcript has 8 exons. The coding region runs from base 394 to 852 and encodes 152 amino acids. Gene Ontology annotation, biological process: positive regulation of transcription by RNA polymerase II. Lineage: Eukaryota; Viridiplantae; Streptophyta; Magnoliopsida; Fabales; Fabaceae. Gene Ontology annotation, cellular component: chromatin; mediator complex.
CUGAUUCCAAAACAUUCAAAAUCAAGAAAUCCUAAAAUCUUUUUUUCGCAGCAAAAUUGAUAGCCCAAAAUUGAUAACCCUAAAAUCAAGAACGCAGCUCCCACGAAGACGGUGCUCACCCUCACAGCCAUUCUUCCGCAACCAGCCGUCGCUCAGAGCCAGCCGCCGCUCAGGGCCAUUCGUCAGAAGCCACCAUCGCUGUCCACUCCACUCACAGUUCACAAGCACAUUUUGGUUGUUUAAAGUGUUCCGUCACCGUCUUCAAAGCAGAACGGUGUGCAAGAGCAAACUUUAGCUAGAUUGGAGACGAAGGGGGUGCGUCACGUCAGUAAAAGAGUACAUCCUUCAACGAAAUCAAAGUCUAGAAUAAACAAUUAUUUGGACUCUCAUUAUAUGGAGGACAGCGCACGCCAGGAGAAAGUUAGAAAGUAUGAAGAAUUUGUUGACAAACGCUUGAAACCCGAUCUUAUUCAUGCUAUUAGUCAACGGGACAAGGUUUUUGAACAACAGAAAAUUUUUGCUGAUCUGCGAAGAAACAUUGAAAACCUCGAGAAGAAUAGUGUAACCAGUCUAAGAACUUUGGUCAAUAUUGGGUCUGAAGUAUACCUGCAGGCAGAAGUGCCAGAUACUCAACGCAUAUUUGUGGAUAUAGGAUUUGGAUUCCAUGUGGAGUUUACUUGGUCUGAAGCUUUGAACUACAUAGAAAAAAGGGAAGAAAAGAUAGCCAGGCAGAUAGAAGAGUACACCCGGUUGAUUGCAUCAAUUAAAGCCCAAAUCAAGCUUGUUUGUGAAGGGAUUCGAGAAUUACUUCAACUUCCAGCUGAGAAAUCCUUAUCAGAGCGGAUAUUUUGAUAUUUACCAAAUAUAUACCAAGUUGCUCAUGUCUUUAGCCGUCAUUCAACGAUGCAAAGAAGAAAUGCUGAACAAAAACAGAUUGAUAUUUAUCCACCUCAAUCUUAAAUCUCUUUAUGUGAUCUUGUACCAAGUCCAUGAAAGAUACAUUAAAUGCUAUUAGGUUUUCUAGCUACCCUUUUUUCUUUGUAGUUAUAUAGUACCAUUGUGAUGCCUCAGCCUUCAUGUAAUUUUUCAAGGCGAGGUCUAGGGGAUUUUCAAUAUCAGGCUUCAGUUUUUGUAUUUUUGGGUCAGCAAAUCAGGCUUAUCAGAAAGAAGGAUAAGAUAAAAGUGAUGAGAGUUAUAAAUAGAAGAAGGGUCAUGUCGCAUGUCUUUGAGAUUGGCGUGAUAAUGGGAAAAAAAGGGAGAAAAGUGGGAGGUAGGCUUGAGUUGCAUUAAAUGAGAGGGUAUAAUGUGAGUUACCAAAGAGGUGUUGCUUUAUGCAAUUUGCAAUUUGUCUGUGUAAGUGUAUGAGAUAUUAAGGGCAUUUAUAUCAUCUUACAUGGUCCUUCACUCAA